Messenger RNA from Cornus florida, 555 nucleotides. Its product is annotated as ethylene-responsive transcription factor 4-like. Gene Ontology annotation, molecular function: DNA binding; DNA-binding transcription factor activity. Lineage: Eukaryota; Viridiplantae; Streptophyta; Magnoliopsida; Cornales; Cornaceae. The transcript is spliced from 2 exons. The record is from RefSeq and is a predicted model, not a curated record. The coding region runs from base 1 to 555 and encodes 184 amino acids. Gene Ontology annotation, biological process: regulation of DNA-templated transcription.
AUGCGAAAGAGGUGCAUUUCAGGGGUGUACGGCGCCGCUAAGAUUCGAGAUCUAGGGAAGAAGAGUCAUGUGUGGUUGGGGACGUUCGACACGGCGGAGGAGGCGGCGAGGGCGUACGACGCCACCGCGAGGGAGUUUCGCGGCAACAAAGCCAGGACUAAUUUCCCGGUGCCGGAGGAGGUGAGUGUGAGGAACUUUAUCAAUGGUGGUGGUGAGAAGAUAGAUGUGAUGAUGAUCGAGAAGAGUAGUUGCAAUAAGAGUUCGGAUGAGAGUAGUACCAUGGAGUCGUCCGGGUUUUCACUGGCGCUAAUGGUUGAUUCGUCGCCGUUGGAUCUUAAUAUCUCUCACGGCGCCGGAGGCGUAGCUCGAUUUGGCUCCGCCGUGUGGGUUUGGUCAAACAAGGUGCUGGAGAAGGGUGGAGACCCCGAGAGGGUGUAUCAUGGGUCUUCGGGUAUUUUUAAUACAAUGGUGGAAUCUGUUUGUCUUUCUGACAUUUGGAUCAAAGGAUUGAAGUGUAGAUCCCAAUUUUGCCCUUUUCGAGGAAUUAGUGAUUAA